This is a messenger RNA of Amborella trichopoda, 834 nucleotides long. RefSeq names its product histone H1-3 (gene HIS1-3). The record is from RefSeq and is a predicted model, not a curated record. Lineage: Eukaryota; Viridiplantae; Streptophyta; Magnoliopsida; Amborellales; Amborellaceae. Gene Ontology annotation, molecular function: double-stranded DNA binding; nucleosomal DNA binding; structural constituent of chromatin. Gene Ontology annotation, biological process: chromosome condensation; nucleosome assembly; negative regulation of DNA recombination. Gene Ontology annotation, cellular component: nucleosome; nucleus.
AAAUUUUCGGUCUUUUCUCUCUCGAAGCUUUGUCUCUCUCUCUAAAAUUUCGUCUGCAAAAAUGGCGUCGGUUGAGAACCCUGAGCCUGAGGUAGACAUGGCUGCCUCCUCGGAAGCUCCCGUGGAGGUUGCAGUCGUGGCUGAGAAGCCAGCUUCGAAACCCGUGAAAGAGAAGAAGGUGAAGGUCCCUAAGGAGAAGAAGCCCAAGACUACUGCUGCUCAUCCACCUUAUUUCCAGAUGAUCAAGGAAGCUAUCUUGGCAUUGAAAGAGAAGGGAGGGUCUAGCCCUUAUGCCAUUGCAAAGUUCAUGGAGGGGAAAUACAAGGCUGUGCUCCUAGGUAAUUUCAAGAAAAUGCUUGCCCUUCAGCUCAAGAACCACGCUGCAAAAGGGAAGCUCGUCAAGGUGAAAGCCUCUUAUAACCUUGUUGAAGAGGUGAAGAAAGAAGCUCCUGCAAAGAAACCCACAAAGAAGCCUGUAACUACUGCUUCAAAGAAGCCUAAGGCCCAAAAGAAGUCUGCAGCCUCUGCUCCUAAAGCUUCUUCGAAGCCAUUGAAGAAAAAGACCACAUCUGUUAAGAAAUCCCCAGCUCCUAAGAGGGCAGCACCUGCUAAGCCAAAGCAACCAAAAUCCAUUAAGUCUGUGAAGUCACCUGUGGCGAAGAAGGCGAGGAAGGUGGCUUAGGCAGUGAGAAGUUGAUAGUGCCAUGGCCGAGUCUUGUAAUAUUUGAUCUGUAAAUUCUUCUUCUUGACAUAGGAGCUUGUUUCUUUCUUCCCCUGUUCUGAAGGCUGGCUCGUCGGAUAAUGGUGGAAGUUUUUUUGAUGGAUUGUAGAUCC